Molecule: messenger RNA, 756 nt
Organism: Helobdella robusta
Lineage: Eukaryota; Metazoa; Annelida; Clitellata; Rhynchobdellida; Glossiphoniidae
Exons: 1
Coding region: 1-756 (251 amino acids)
Biological process (GO): chromatin remodeling
Cellular component (GO): nucleus
Source: RefSeq, a predicted model, not a curated record
AUGCAGCUCAACCUGGAGGGUGGUCACACUGCUACCUUGAUCAGCUGCUAUGCGCCAACGCUUGGAGCAACUUUUGAGGAGAAGAUCUUGUUUUAUGAGCAGCUCGGUGACGCUGUUCGUUCAACACCACACAACCAUCAGUUGUUUGUCUUGGGUGAUUUUAACGCCCGUGUAGGUAAAGACCACAUCUUGUGGCCAAAAGUGCUUGGACGAAAUGGGUUUGUUAGGGAAAAUUCAAAUGGAAUUAUGCUCCUCGAAUUUUGUACAGAGCACAAUCUUGUGGUGACAAAUACAGUUUUCCAACAGGCUGACAGGAAGAAGACUAGCUGGAAACAUCCACGUUUAGGACACUGGCAUCUCAUCAACUACAUACUUAUCAGACAAUGCGAUCUUUGUCUCGCUCGUCUAACUAAAGCGGUGCGAGCAUCAACAAUGUGGUCAGAUCAUCGCCUCAUCAAGAUGUCGGUGUUUCUUACUGUUAAACCAGUCAGAAGGCAUCACAAAACUGUAAGGAAAGCCAAACUAGAUGUGACUCGGAUAACAGAACCGUCAGCUAGAAAUUUGUUCCGCGAAGCAUUGUGUGGUGAGUUUUCAACAAAUGAGAGCACAGAAUGGUCAGAUUUCAAGCAGAUUGUGGAGAAAGCUGCGGUUAAUGUGCUUGGAUAUCAGCGUAUUAAGCAUAGGGACUGGUUCGACAAUCAGGAUACGAAGGCACGUGGGCUGCUGGACAACAUGCACAGCACCCAUCUUUCUUAG